UCUCUAUAUAAGCAAAAUAUCAACCCAAAAACCUAACAGCACGCCUCAUCCCCCCACUCUCUCUCAAGAAGCCAAUUAACUCUCUCUCUCUAGAAGCAAACUUCGAUUUCGCUAGCUCCAUCGUUUCAAGGAACCUGCAGGUGCUGGUGUUUACAGAUUUUCAGGGUGAAGUGUGUGUAAGUCGAGGCUUUUAUGUCCAUACAGGCCAUUUCGUUUUUGGGAAAGAUUGGAUUGCUUGGAGAGUACACUCCUCCCUUAAGGAAAAAGGGAAGGCCCUUGUCAGAAAAAGUUAGCUGUAUGCAUCUCGGGCCUUGUAAAGGAUACCCUGAAUUUAGUGGUUGCAGUUCAAGAAUCUCUAGACGACAUCGUAACUGCUGCCUAUCCUAGCAUUUGCUUUCAGUGACACCUGCUGAGUUUGCUUUGAGAGUCUGUUUUACAGGGAUCAAGAUGGCAUUGCAAAACAUUGGUGCUUCAAACAGUGAUGAUGCCUUCUAUAGGUAUAAAAUGCCCAAGAUGGUUACCAAAGUUGAGGGCCGAGGAAAUGGCAUCAAGACAAAUAUUGUCAACAUGGUUGACAUUGCAAAGGCUUUGGCAAGGCCAGCUUCUUACACUACAAAGUAUUUUGGUUGUGAGCUUGGUGCGCAAUCCAAGUUUGAUGAGAAAACUGGGACUUCUCUUGUCAAUGGUUCUCAUGAAACUGCAAAACUUGCUGGGCUUCUUGAGAACUUCAUCAAGAAAUAUGUUCAGUGUUAUGGCUGUGGAAAUCCUGAGACUGAGAUAAUCAUCACCAAAAACCAGAUGCUCCAGCUAAAAUGCGCUGCAUGUGGUUUUGUGUCUGAUGUAGAUAUGAGGGACAAGCUCACGUCUUUCAUUCUGAAGAACCCUCCUGAAUCAAAGAAGGGAUCAAAGGAGAAGAAGGCAUUGAGGAGGGCAGAGAAAGAGCGGCUCAAGGAAGGUGAAGCUGCUGACGAGGAACUGAAGAAGCUGAAGAAAGAAGGUAAGAAGAAGGGAUCUUCUUCAAAGGAUGUCCCUCCAAAAGCUAGCUCUACAAAGAAGAAAGCACACGGCUCUGAUGAGGAACGAAUCUCGCCAACUCAUAGCCAGGUUGAUGAGAAGGAAGAUGUUGAUGACAACGAUGAUGACGAUGUCCAGUGGCAAACUGAUACAUCUCUCGAGGCAGCUCGCCAACGCAUCCAAGAACAGUUGAGUGCUGCGACAGCAGAUAUGGUCGUGCUUUCAACAGAUGAGACGGAAAAGAAGGCAAAGGCAAAGGCAUCCAGCAAAGAAAAUGGCAGUCCAAAAGGUGCUUCACCAGCUCAGGAGGAAAACCCAAAACCUGAUGAUGGGAGCUCAAGUACUCAUGAAACUCUUGUCAUUGAGAUAAAGGAAAACCUGAAGAAAGGAGUUUCUGCAAGCCAGUUGAAUUCCACACUCAGUUCACUCAAUGGAUCUGCCCAGGAAAAGAUUGAUGCUCUGUUUGAAGCAUUGUUUGAGGGUGUUGCUAAAGGAUUUGUGAAGGAGGUUGACAAGAAGAAGAACUAUCUGGCUGCUGCUGUUGCUGAGGAUGAGAGAUCACAGUUGCUUCUACUUCGAGCAAUUGAAGUAUUCUGUAUUAAGUCAAGCUCAAGUGCACUGAGGGAAGUGGGUCUUGUCCUGAAAGCACUCUAUGAUGCUGAUGUCCUGGAGGAAGAGUGCAUUGUGCACUGGUAUCAAGAGGGGCUAGCGAGAGGCAACAAGGAUUCUCAGAUCUGGAAGAAUGUGGAGCCCUUCAUUAAAUGGCUCCAGAGUGCUGAAUCCGAAUCUGAGGAAGAAUAAUGCGCUUUUCGCUUGCGUAUUUGAAAUGACCGAGUCUGAAUCUAUCCUGAUGUUCUCUCUCUGAAUGAAUGAUUUCCUUCGUCCAGUGAAGUUUACUUGAACCUAGUAGUUUGAUGGAGUGUUGCUAUUUUAUGUUUUAUUACUUUCAAAGAGAGUGCCAAUUCGGUACUUUCAGUGUUUACAAGUGUCUUUGUCCUGCCUGUGUUUAUUUCACUAUAGAACUUUCUAUGAACUUGUUAUGCAUACAAUCAUUGUUCGUCUCUA
This is a messenger RNA of Populus nigra (black poplar), 2079 nucleotides long. RefSeq names its product eukaryotic translation initiation factor 5-like. The transcript is spliced from 2 exons. Gene Ontology annotation, cellular component: cytosol. The record is from RefSeq and is a predicted model, not a curated record. The coding region runs from base 448 to 1815 and encodes 455 amino acids. Gene Ontology annotation, molecular function: translation initiation factor activity; GDP-dissociation inhibitor activity; eukaryotic initiation factor eIF2 binding. Gene Ontology annotation, biological process: formation of translation preinitiation complex; formation of cytoplasmic translation initiation complex; translational initiation. NCBI's taxonomy places the organism in Eukaryota, Viridiplantae, Streptophyta, Magnoliopsida, Malpighiales, Salicaceae.